AUGCUCUGGAGUAAAAGGAUUCGAACCUUUGCAUGCCGGUACCAAAAACCGAUGCCUUACCACUUGGCUAUACUCCAAACGGUCGGUUCCUGGGGAGAGGGGGAAGGGAGAAGCAGGGCUCGAAGAAAACGAGCCGUGCAAGGACGCGGGGAUAUAGCAAGUAAGCUGCAAGGUUUUCCCUUUAGGACCGACUACAACAAGCUCGCGACUCUAAUAGAAACUAAGGGUCAGCUCUCUGCUCUAUUUGCUUGCAAUGCGUUGCCUAUCAAAGUCGGCGAACGCUUCCACCCCCUCUUGCCCUUGUUACGCAACACGCCAACAAAGAACCUUGGUUCCGUUGCGCCCUGUACUGUAUUCCGAGGCGACCAUUUCGCGCGGUUCGAUCCAUUUCCCGAUCCGAAAAAUCCGAUAACGUACCUAUAUGAGUGGGAUGGAUGGUAA
This is a messenger RNA of Zea mays, 441 nucleotides long. The record is from the annotation of a RefSeq genome assembly. Lineage: Eukaryota; Viridiplantae; Streptophyta; Magnoliopsida; Poales; Poaceae.